Molecule: messenger RNA, 2127 nt
Organism: Plasmodium falciparum 3D7
Lineage: Eukaryota; Apicomplexa; Aconoidasida; Haemosporida; Plasmodiidae
Product: RMD1 family protein
Cellular component (GO): mitochondrion
Source: RefSeq, a predicted model, not a curated record
AUGGUCCACAUACAAGAGUCAUCAUAUAACAAUCAAAAAAAUAAUGAUAAAAUAAUAUGUAUCAGAAAAAAUGAGAACUGUAGAAUAACAUAUCAUAAUUUGUAUGAUGAAUUCUUUUCCUUAUCAGAAACAGAGGAUAACAAUUUAUAUAGAACGUCCCAAGAUAUGGAUAAAAAAAAUAUAGAUAAUUGUUUAUAUAACUAUAAAAAUUCAUCUACAUUAAAAAGAAAAAAUAAAAAUAAAUUGAUAAAAGUAAAAAAGGAAUGUGUUCAUAAUAAUAUUUUUUUCAGUGAUACUGAUUUAAAUAAUAAAAAAAAACAUGAUCCUUAUAAUAUGAACUUUAAACGUCACAAAGCAUAUUCAGCUGAUAAUACAUCUUUUGAUUAUAAUAAUAAUAAAAAAAAAAAGAAAAAAAAAAAUAAUAAUAAUAAUAAAUUUAUUUACCUAACUAACUCGUUUCAAAAUGAUGUUAAUUCCUUUAGUCAUUAUAAAAGAAAAAAUUAUAAGAAAAAAAAAGAAAUGGACAUAGAAUAUAAAAACAAGACAAAUAAUGAUAAAUAUAAAGAAAUGAAAAAUAUGAUAAAAAAAGAAUAUAUAAAAUUUGAUGAUAUGCAAUAUAAUCCUAACAAAUAUUAUGAUGUAUUAAAUAAUAAAAAAGAUAUUUCAUUUUUAUUAUCAUAUUCUAAUGAUAAUAUAUAUCGAAACAACCACAAGUACAUAUAUAAUAAUUUAGAAAAAGUGACAGAUCCAAAAUUAGAACCUUUUGAAAAUAUUAACAAUUUAACUACUAAUAUAAAUAAUAAAAAAUAUUAUCAAAAUAUUACAAAUGAAUAUGUUUCACAUAAUAAUUAUAAUGAUAUUACAGAGGAUGAGGAGAAUAAGGUUAUUAAAAUAAAUAUGAAUCCCAUAUAUCAUUCUACAAAUCCCUCAUCUGUUACUACAUAUAAUAACUUAUUCUCAAUCAAAUUAUUAUGUCAUGCUAAAUGUUAUAAUUUAAUUAAAAUAAGUCAUGUAUUUUUUUCUAAACAAAUUACAUAUAAAUGGUUUGAUAAUUACAAUAUUUUAUGUGCAUUUUUGUCUCCAGAAAAAGAAGUGCAUGAAUUUUAUAGUUCUGUAGAUUUUUAUAAAAUAGAAAAUUUAAAUUUAAAAAAAAAUGUAACAUCAUCGAAAAGUUCUAAAUACAUCCUUUUUAUAUUCAAAAAUGGCUCAGUAAUAAUAUGGGAAAAUUUUAAUAACCAUCAAAAAAAUGAUAAUUUUAUAAACAAAAUACUCCUUUUCUUGAAUUCGUUUUCUGAUGAAUUAUUACCAGUAUAUCUAGAACAAGAAGAUACGAUAUAUUUUUUUCAAGGACGACAACAUAAUAAAUGGAAUGAUCAAUGUGUACCAAAUAUGAAAAAGAAUAAUAAAUUAAAAAAAAAAGAAAAAAAAAAUAAUUCUUACUUAUUUAAAAAAAAGGACAAGACAAAAAAAUGUAUACAUAUAAUAAAAAAUAAUUCUAGACAAAAUGAUAAAAAUAAUUAUAAUAAAUCAAACGAAUUAAGAGAAAUGAAAAAAAAAAAAAAAAAAAAAAAAUUAAAAUCUAAGCUUUCAUAUGAACAAAAAGAUAAGAAAGAGAACAACAUAAAUACAUUUGUAAAUAAUGGUGUUAUAUAUUUAACCAAUAAAUCAUUAGAACAAAAAUUAACUGCAUCAUUUGCCUUAUCACAAUCAAUACAACUUGAUGUACAUGAAAUGAUGAUGGAUAUUGCAAUUAACACAUUAUUUAAAAUAUCCAAAGAAAUAGCGAAAAAGGGAACAUGUAUCAUAUCUAAAGAAACAAUAUCAAGAAUGAUGAAUGUAUACUCAAGCAUAAUAAAUGUAAAUGCUGUUCAAGAUUUUUUAGACAUUCCAGAAUAUUUCUGGAAUAAGGUCGAAUAUGAACACGCAUGGUUUGAGAUAUAUAAAUAUAUGGAAAUUCCUGAGCGGAUAAAAAUAUUAAACAAGAGAUAUAAUUAUUACAAGGAUUUUUUAAAGGUUAUAAAAACGGAGGUCUACAAUAAGAAAACAUUUUACACGUAUAGGAUAGUAAUGUUGUUGUUAUUUAUACAUGUAUUGGCUUUAUUAUUGAACGACUUCCUUUUUGUAUAA